CAGAUUUUAGGUGAUGGGCAGAUCAGAAAGUCAGAUGGACAUAACUGAUAUCAAUACUCCUAAGCCAAAGAAGAAACAGCGAUGGACCCCACUGGAGAUCAGUCUUUCAGUCCUUGUCCUGCUCCUGACUAUUAUAGCUGUGACGAUGAUCGCUCUUUAUGCCACCUAUGAUGAUGGUAUUUGCAAGUCAUCAGACUGCAUAAAAUCAGCUGCUCGACUGAUCCAGAACAUGGAUGCCACUGCUGAGCCUUGUAAUGACUUCUUCAAAUAUGCCUGCGGAGGCUGGUUGAAGCGCAACAUCAUUCCUGAGACCAGUUCCCGAUAGAGUAAUUUUGACAUAUUAAGAGAUGAACUAGAAGUCAUUUUGAAAGAUGUCCUUCAAGAACCUAAGACUGAAGACAUAGUAGCAGUACAGAAGGCCAAAACCUUGUACAGGUCUUGCAUAAAUGAGUCUGCUAUUGAUAGUAGAGGUGGUCAACCUCUGCUCAAACUGUUACCAGAUAUAUAUGGGUGGCCAGUAGCCACAGAAAACUGGGAGCAAACAUAUGAUACAUCUUGGACAACUGAGAAAUCUAUCGCACAAAUGAAUUCUAAAUACGGGAAAAAAGUCCUCAUUAAUUUUUUUGUUGGCACCGAUGAUAAGAAUUCCACCCACCAUAUAAUUCAUUUUGACCAACCUCGACUUGGCCUCCCUUCCAGAGAGUACUAUGAAUGCACUGGAAUAUAUAAAGAGGCUUGUACAGCAUAUGUGGAUUUUAUGAUUUCUGUGGCCAGGUUGAUUCGUCAGGAAGAAAAAUUACCUAUUGAUGAAAACCAGCUCUCUUUGGAAAUGAAUAAAGUUAUGGAAUUGGAAAAAGAAAUUGCCAGUGCUACAACUAAACCUGAAGAUCGAAACGAUCCAAUGCUUCUUUACAACAAAAUGACACUGACCCAACUCCAAAAUAACUUUUCACUAGAGAUCAAUGGGAAGCCAUUCAGCUAUCUUCAACCACGUGGCGAAAUCAUGUCAACUGUGAAUAUUAAUAUACAAAAUGAGGAAGAUGUGGUUGUUUAUGCUCCAGAAUAUUUAACCAAACUUAAGCCUAUUCUUACCAAAUAUUCUGCCAGAGAUCUUCAAAAUUUAAUGUCCUGGAGGUUCAUAAUGGAUCUUGUAAGCAGCCUCAGCCGAAACUACAAGGAGUCCAGAAAUGCUUUCCGCAAGGCCCUGUAUGGCACAACAUCAGAAACAGCAACAUGGAGACUUUGCGCCAACUAUGUCAAUGGGAACAUGGAGAAUGCUGUGGGCAGGCUUUAUGUGGAAGCAGCAUUUGCCGGAGAGAGCAAACACGUGGUUGAAGAUUUGAUUGCACAAAUCCGGGAAGCUUUUAUUCAGACUUUAGAUGACCUCACUUGGAUGGAUGCUGAGACAAAAAAGAAGGCUGAGGAGAAGGCCUUAGCAAUUAAAGAAAGGAUCGGCUAUCCCGAUGACAUUAUUUCAAACGAUAACAAACUGAAUAAUGAAUACCUUGAGUUGAACUACAAAGAAGAGGAAUACUUUGAGAACAUAAUUCAAAAUUUGAAAUUCAGCCAAAGUAAACAACUAAAGAAGCUUCGAGAAAAAGUGGACAAAGAUGAGUGGAUAAGUGGAGGAGCAGUCAUCAAUGCAUUUUAUUCUUCAGGCAGAAAUCAGAUAGUCUUCCCUGCUGGCAUUUUGCAGCCCCCCUUCUUUAGCGCCCAGCAGUCCAACUCAUUGAACUAUGGGGGCAUCGGCAUGGUCAUAGGACAUGAAAUCACGCAUGGCUUCGAUGACAAUGGUAGAAAUUUUAACAAAGAUGGAGACCUCGUUGACUGGUGGACUCAGCAGUCUGCAAAUAAUUUUAAAGACCAAUCUCAGUGUAUGGUGUACCAGUAUGGAAACUUUUCCUGGGACCUAGCAGGUGGACAGCACCUCAAUGGAAUUAAUACACUAGGAGAAAACAUUGCUGAUAAUGGAGGUAUUGGCCAAGCAUACAGAGCCUAUCAGAAUUAUGUUAAAAAGAAUGGUGAAGAAAAAUUACUUCCUGGACUUAACCUCAAUCACAAACAACUGUUCUUCUUAAACUUUGCCCAGGUGUGGUGCGGGACCUAUAGACCAGAGUAUGCAGUCAUUUCCAUUAAAACAGAUGUGCACAGUCCAGGCAAUUUUAGGAUUAUUGGGACUUUGCAGAACUCUGCAGAGUUUGCAGAAGCCUUUCAUUGCCGCAAGAAUUCAUAUAUGAAUCCAGAAAAGAAAUGCCGGGUUUGGUGAUGUUCACAAGAAGCCGUGCAUCUGGUGGCUAGACUUGCUAAAGCCACAAAAACGGGAACUCUCCAGCUGAGAGAAAAUGGGCCCUAGACAUUUCUGCAGCUACUUCAGGGCAAUUCACAGAGAUGAGUAGAAGCUAACAUAAAUGACAUUAGAUUAUUGGAUCCGUUGUAAGGAGGGGUAAAGGAUCUAAGGUC
Nannospalax galili (Upper Galilee mountains blind mole rat) is the source of this 2460-nucleotide messenger RNA. RefSeq names its product neprilysin-like. Gene Ontology annotation, cellular component: plasma membrane. The record is from RefSeq and is a predicted model, not a curated record. Gene Ontology annotation, molecular function: metalloendopeptidase activity. Gene Ontology annotation, biological process: protein processing; amyloid-beta clearance. The transcript has 2 exons. NCBI's taxonomy places the organism in Eukaryota, Metazoa, Chordata, Mammalia, Rodentia, Spalacidae.